UGGCAAGCUAAUAUAGGCCUUGUACCUAUUUCAAUUUUACCUGACAUAUGUUCCUCAAGUGUUGCAUUAAAAAAUAUAGAUAACGUUAUGAUCAUAAAUGUUUAUCUAUGAUAAAAUGCUACUUAUCUCGCAAUGUAAUCCGCUUUAUCUAAUCAAGCAGAAUGUUUCCACUUUCAUGCUCAUGCCGUUCCAAACAUCACCAAAAUUUCUGCUGUACGUGAUAAGUAUGUAAUUUCAAAACAAUGUUUGGCGAAAAUUACCUUCGAGUACUUCUUGCAGCCUUCAAUUUUAUUUUUGCGAUACUAAGUAUUGCGUUAAUAGCGCUCGCCAUCAUAUACGAAGAGAAAUUGCUAUCUGUGUCUUUGUAUAUUGAAGAUCUGUUCAUUACUUUUCCAACACUCUUACUUAUUCUUGGAAGUUUAGGAUUUGUAUUUUCGAUUUUGGGCUGUUACUGUGCAAGAACUGCACAUAAAGGAUUUUUUGUAGCGUUUAUAGUUGCACUUUCCUGUUUGAUGAUUUUGGAAUUGAGUAUAUCUGUGAUUGCCUUUCUAAAUAUUGAUUCCGAAUUGGGUAAUAAUACGAGAUCCUUAAUGGAGAGUCAAGUUACAAGCACCAGCGCUAGCGACAUAACCAAAUUUCAUCAAAUAGAAGACUUAUUUCAGUGUUGCGGCAUUAAUAAUCCCUAUGAUUAUUUGGAGAACGAUUGGCCAAGUUUUAACUUUGUGUACUGCUGCGGCGUACGAAACUGCCGCGAUGAAUUGGAAAAUAAUUAUUAUUCACUUAUAUGGCAUCGCUAUGGCUGUGCCAUGGUGGUUGAGAUUCAUAUAAAGAAAAUAAAUAGACAGAUCGCUGCAAUUGGUGCUGUCUUCUUUACAUUGCAAGAUCCUAUGGACUGCGAACAAAAUUCUGCAGGUAUAUAA
Molecule: messenger RNA, 920 nt
Organism: Photinus pyralis (common eastern firefly)
Lineage: Eukaryota; Metazoa; Arthropoda; Insecta; Coleoptera; Lampyridae
Product: tetraspanin-11-like
Exons: 6
Coding region: 243-920 (225 amino acids)
Cellular component (GO): membrane
Source: RefSeq, a predicted model, not a curated record